AACACACUCCUCUGCCAUCGCCACUAUAUAACCUUCUUCUUCUACCUCUCUCUCUUUCAACCAUAUUUCUCUUUCUAAAAUUCUAUUCCCUCUUCUUCUCUCUCUCUCUCUAGAACCUCUCUGCUUGUGAGGUAGGAGCUUCUCUUCGUUUCUCCUCCUCUCUGUUGCGUUCAAGCAUCUUCAAUGUUCAAUACUUCACCGAUCAAAAUGCACAACAAGGACGUUUGUUCUCCAUCAUCUAAAGGUGGAUUCGGCGUCAACACCGCCGGCCACAUGCAGUCGAACGCCGGCGCACUUGCUUCAUUGUACUCCGCUCUGACUAACGAGAAUCAUCCAUCCCUUUCUGGAAACUGCAGCAACGGCGGAGGCGUAUCGCUUUACCAGUACUCCGACUCAGGAACUGAAUACGACUCGUGCGUGAUACAGAAGCAUCAAGAUAUGGUGAAUCGUCACAGUAUGUGCCUCAGCCGUCUUGUGGAAACUUCGAAAGAGGUGGAAGCUCUGCAGCAGGAGAACGGACAGCUCCGUGCAUUGAAUAAGGAACUGCAGAAGCAACUGAACCUCCUCAUUCAGGCGUCACUGGAGAAUCGAUAUGGUAGUGGUGGAGGCUCCUCCGGCCAAACACAAACGACUCCGUUUGACGUUUUACACGGUUUCCAUAGCUUGAAUCUUGGCGAUGGUAAAGAGAACUGUGCUGAUUGGAAUAACAAUAACAUAAAUAAUAAUAACAAGGAUCUGCAAGAAGUUUCUGAUGAGAGUCCAACUAGCGUGAUAGAGAAUAACGGUGUUGAAGUGGAGAGGUUCUCGUUGCCAAAGAGCAUUUCUGUUAGAUCCAAUGGCUACUUGAAAAUGGCUCAGCCUCCAACCGUUGCCACUAAUAACAGUAAUGCUUGUCGCACCAAAGGCGCUACCCGCUCCCGCGCGUCUUCCACUCAACCUGACGCAGUUCAAAAGGUAUAUGUGCGAGGAGGGCAGAAAGAGGAAGAGCCUCUUGAGAUGGUUGUGUAUAACCAGGGGAUGUUCAAGACUGAGUUGUGUAACAAAUGGCAGGAAACUGGAACAUGCCCUUAUGGAGACCACUGCCAAUUUGCUCACGGCAUUGGUGAGCUACGCCCAGUCAUUCGCCACCCACGCUACAAAACUGAGGUCUGCAGGAUGGUCCUUGCUGGGGUUGUGUGCCCGUAUGGCCAUAGAUGUCAUUUCCGUCAUGCACUUAAUGAACAAGAAAGAUUAUCACAACCUAAGCCCAGAUCAAUGAAGCUGGAAAGAUAAAUAGUCUGAAAUGGAGUUGUUUGUAUGACUCAAAACGUUCUCAACAACAGUACAUAAUAAUAUUCUUGAUUGUGUAAUUACAAACUGCAGGGAGCAUGAGCUAAAAAUAAUUACUUUCCAUUAGAAAGUAAUACUAAUGCAGAAAAAACAAUGGACGGUUGCAGCAAAUUGAGGUGAUCUAGAGCAGCACCCUUGAGGAGAAUAUUGUCGUCGGUUGUCAUGUCUUUCUUUUUUUUUCCUCCCCCAUAAGUUUGACAUUUUGAUUUUUGAACACUACAUACAAAUACGUCUAUUGGUCCAAACACAACGAACCAAAGGGAAAGUACUCUUUGAAAUAAUACAUUUUUUUGGUAGUUUUGUAAUUGAUGCUCGUUCCAUACUUUGCAUAGUAAGCAAUUUCUGGUUGUGCUUGUAAUAUGUUUCAAGUGGUCUAUUUUACAAUUCUUUCUA
Molecule: messenger RNA, 1722 nt
Organism: Cicer arietinum (chickpea)
Lineage: Eukaryota; Viridiplantae; Streptophyta; Magnoliopsida; Fabales; Fabaceae
Product: zinc finger CCCH domain-containing protein 15
Molecular function (GO): mRNA binding; metal ion binding
Source: RefSeq, a predicted model, not a curated record